AUGCAUAAGCUCUGCCUUCUACUCGCAGUCCCCGGCACCUUUUUCGGUGAAAGUGCCGAAUCGAUCGCCAGCGGCAACCCGGUAACUGCUUCACGCAGUGACGACACGACAUCCAACUCGCCGAUUCGUUUGCAGUCCCAGGGCUCGCCUGUGGGCAUGACCGCGUCGACUACUCAUCGCAGUGUGGGGUCGAAAGACUGGAUAGCUCCUUCAUCAAACCACAAAGGAGAGCGCACAGAGGAGCGAGCGAUGGGAAUGGAUGCGCUGGUUAAGCUUUAUAAUUACGUCAACGACCUGAAGCUCAAUCAGGACACACCGGAGGUCAGUCCUAAGGUGCUCGACGCCUGGUUGAGGUAUGCUUUCUUGUAUGAUGAACGUAUUGGGAGUAUCUCCGCUGACCGAAUUUACGAGUCGUUCAAGGGCAGACGUUCGGACGCUGAAGUGUUCAAGCAGCUUAUCUCGAUCUACAACAUCGACAGCGACGACUCCAAGCAUAACGUAAUCUCGAUGUUCAACAAACUAGCUGAAAGCGUCUCAUCCGCGCCGGGCGUUGCGGCUUUAAAUUGGAUGGCGAACGAGUUGAAGGCGUUAAAGUUGCCUCCCGUGGAAGUAGCCGACAUGCUGGGUUUGCAAGGUGUUGUGCUCUGUGUGUUGCACCAUUCUGCAGCUGCGUGGAUUCGCUUCGUUGAUCUCUUGCAUGAAGAGAAUUCGGACCUUGCCAUUCCCGUGAAAGAGGCGUGGUCAAUGUUGAUCGGCGAUAUGGACAUGGAGCAGAAGCAUCGAUUUCUUCUCCUGGUCUGGCCUGACCUUCCGGCCAGUCUAAACGCUAGAGUGCGACAAGCAGGAUCGAUGUGGGACUGGUGA
This is a messenger RNA of Peronospora matthiolae, 864 nucleotides long. The record is from the annotation of a GenBank genome assembly. NCBI's taxonomy places the organism in Eukaryota, Oomycota, Peronosporomycetes, Peronosporales, Peronosporaceae.